AUGGCCGAGUGCGGGGCCCGGCUGCGCUGCGGCCGCCCCCUGCUCCUCCUCACCUGCUUCUUCGCGCCCUUUCUCGGCCAGCCGGGAGCCGGCCCUGCCGCUCGCGCCCCUCAUGCGGGUAUAUCUGAACCUUCUUUUAUUGCUAAAAGUGAAGAUCGUUUGUUUAAACAUUUAUUUGAAGACUAUCAAAGAUGGGUUCGUCCAGUGGAACGCUUGAAUGACACUAUAAAAAUCAAGUUCGGCCUUGCGAUCUCUCAGCUAGUAGAUGUGGACGAGAAAAAUCAAUUGAUGACAACAAAUGUCUGGUUGAAGCAGGAAUGGAUAGAUGUAAGAUUAAGGUGGAAUCCUGAAGACUAUGCUGGAAUAACAUCUAUUCGUGUCCCAUCAGAUUCUAUUUGGAUUCCAGAUAUCGUGUUGUAUGACAAUGCAGAUGGACGUUUUGAGGGAACAUCUACAAAAACUGUGGUGAAAUAUGAUGGCACCAUUGCUUGGACUCCACCAGCAAACUACAAAAGUUCUUGUACUAUUGAUGUAACCUUCUUCCCCUUCGACCUCCAGAACUGCUCUAUGAAGUUUGGCUCCUGGACUUAUGAUGGUUCACAGGUUGAUCUAAUUCUUGAAGAUUAUGACGUUGACAAAAGAGACUUUUUUGAUAACGGAGAAUGGGAAAUAGUGACUGCAACAGGGAGCAAAGGAAAUAGGACUGAUGGAUGCUGCUGGUAUCCUUUUGUUACAUAUUCAUUCAUAAUUAGACGUUUGCCACUUUUUUACACAUUGUUUCUCAUUAUUCCUUGUAUUGGCCUUUCAUUUCUGACUGUCCUUGUCUUCUAUCUUCCUUCAAAUGAGGGUGAAAAAAUUUCACUUUGCACUUCAGUACUGGUAUCUUUAACUGUGUUUCUUCUUGUUAUUGAAGAGAUUAUUCCAUCAUCUUCCAAAGUUAUUCCACUUAUAGGAGAAUACUUGGUGUUUACAAUGAUAUUUGUGACACUGUCCAUUGUGAUAACUGUAUUUGCUAUCAAUAUCCAUCAUCGCUCUUCAUCUACACACAACGCUAUGGCACCUUGGGUUCGCAAGAUAUUUCUUCACAGACUUCCCAAGCUGCUUUGCAUGAGAAGUCACGUGGAUAGAUACUUUCCUCAGAAGGAGGAAACAGGAAAUAUGAAUGGAUCAGAACCAUCUAGGAACACCUUGGAAGCAGCUCUAGAUUCUAUCCGCUAUAUUAGAAGGCAUGUUAUGAAGGAAAAUGAAGUUCGUGAGGUUGUUGAAGACUGGAAAUUUAUUGCUCAGGUGCUUGAUCAAAUGUUCUUAUGGACUUUUCUUUUGGUUUCAAUAGUUGGAUCACUUGUGUUAUUUAUUCCUGUUAUUCAUAAAUGGGCAAGUAUAAUAGUACCUACAAAUAUAGGCAGUACAAAUGCAUAAAAUAGUUUUGGAUCUGUGUCCUGCUAAUAUGGCUCAGGAGUUUUGCAGCAGCUCUAUUUCCACGUAUGUUCUUUGUAGGCAUGUUUCUGAUAGAGUAACAAAAAUCCAAACCCAGAAAAUUAUGUUUAUUUUAAAGCAUGGCAUCCCUAGGACACAUAGAAGUCAACUUGCUUAUUGCCAGUCUACUAAGUUUUCUUUAAAUCAAGUCAGAAUUAGAAGGAUCUUCUGAAGCCCUUGCAUGUAUGAUAUGUCAGAAAAACAUACACAGACACCUCCUGCAAGGAGAAGAAUUUAGAAUGUUUUAGUGAUGAUUGCUAGAGUCCAAUUGUUAAAUUAUUGUAGGAAUUGUUAUAUUGAAUAUUUAACACUUGCAGAUAUUAACACAGUAGAGUUACUUAUUUCAAUUUCCUAUAGUACACAAAAGGGAAUUUUUAGGGGCUCUCUUGAAUGUGUUAUAAAAGUAUGAGGUUUAUACAAAGUAAAUUCAAAAUAAUAAUAAUACCAAUAAAAAUUCCUAUAUAUCCAACAUAUCAGUAAAAGUAGCAAUCUGGUUAUGUUUUGCCUGUAUAAAUUCAAGGGACUCUGCAGCUAAAUUUCAAUCCUGUUUAAUUUUAUUAUACUAACACAAACAUUUAAUAUAGUAAACUUCGUUAAAAUGUCUGCAGUAUACAGGUAUAUUGAUAUCUUUCUGUCAGUUAUGGAGAAGAAGACAGACACAAUUAAAUGAGUUCCCAAGUUGCACAGGUAUUCUAAUGGACCAGAACAUUCAGAUGUAUUUAUUCUUGAUGAAGGAUUUGAUAUAACAUGUUAGUUGAAAACAGGUUAGUAAUUUCCUGCCUUUGUGUGUUUCUCAGAAUUAAGUUUUUAAGCACAAUUAGAAGGAAUAUGGGGAAUGCCCUUCUGAAGGAAAUGGGUUGAAGACUACUAUGCUGUGUAACCAAAUUGAAAUGAUUGAUAUUUCACACAGUUGUUAAACUGGACUUAGAAAUUUAGCUUUUAAUCGAUUCUCUCCAUUAUAGAACCACAUAUAACUCUAAACAAUGAGAUCUUGCACCUUUCCAUGCUUUUUUCUGAAAGUGCUGAAAACUAACUUGUAACUUUUAAUCCAAUAAGAUACAUUCUUUAAAUACUGAUUUUAAAUGUAUUAUGAUGCCACCUUUCUUAAAAGCUUUAUUUCUGGAAGAGACACUAAAAUUGAUGGGGGUUCUCCUCCACCAAAUUUUUGUCAGUGCAUUUCAUAGUGUUGCAUCCUGCAGGGCUAGUGCAGUAAUGCCAAGCUGGAGCAAGUCUUGGGAGGUUUUUAUUUUUGCUUAGAUUUCUACAUUAAUAUUAACAUAUUUAGAUUAGAAAUUUAAUGUAAAUUGUGCUAUCUUGGAUAAUGUAAGUUAUGAAUAUGGAAAAUGCAUAAGUAUUUCCCCCCAUCUCUUUAAGAAUAGUGCCAUUUGGCACUGUACUGAUCACAAUACUGAUUACUUAUAUCAUAACUUAUAGAUUAUUGAAUACUUAUUUCAAAUGGUUUUCACAUGUAGGACAUUCUUCGGUUUGUGUAGCUUUUAAAGGCUCACAGGCCUUAAAUAUGCUAGUUUAUAAUUAAUUCUGAUUAUAAAGCGAGGCCCUCCUUCCUCUUCAGUUAUACAAUUACAUCUAGCAUUGGAUAUCUGUAUUUCCUCUAUUCCCAUCAUUAUUAAUUUCAAACAUGAUUUUGCAAAAGUUAUCUGAUUUAAUCCAUUAAUAUAAUUUUAACUUUCUCAGGAUUACGAAGAUUAAACAAUGCAUCAGUGGCUUUCUCUGCGUGGAAGUUGCAGAAAUAUGUUGGGUAUCUUCUUUCCUCCUCAAAUGCUAAAUUACUUUUUAUAGUCCUCCUUGAGUUUCAAUUACUGAAGGAGUCCCAGUCUUCAUACUAGUAACUAGUUUUACAAGUGCGUUAAUUUCUUUUAGUCGCUUCUACAAUCUGAUCAUGAUAUAUACAGCUAAGAUAGGUGACACUAGAAUUCUUAGGGUCUUCAGCUUAUCAGGUGUGCCUGAAACAAAAUACUUCUAAUAGACUCAGAAGCAUGGACCUUUCCUUAUGUAACUUGUUUCUGAAUGUGUUGAAAUGUGCUGUCUUAUACAGG
This is a messenger RNA of Melopsittacus undulatus (budgerigar), 3533 nucleotides long. RefSeq names its product cholinergic receptor nicotinic alpha 5 subunit (gene CHRNA5). Gene Ontology annotation, molecular function: acetylcholine receptor activity; acetylcholine-gated monoatomic cation-selective channel activity. Gene Ontology annotation, cellular component: neuron projection; plasma membrane; postsynaptic membrane. The coding region runs from base 1 to 1419 and encodes 472 amino acids. NCBI's taxonomy places the organism in Eukaryota, Metazoa, Chordata, Aves, Psittaciformes, Psittaculidae. The transcript is spliced from 6 exons. Gene Ontology annotation, biological process: regulation of membrane potential; monoatomic ion transmembrane transport; nervous system process. The record is from RefSeq and is a predicted model, not a curated record.